Punica granatum (pomegranate) is the source of this 2112-nucleotide messenger RNA. NCBI's taxonomy places the organism in Eukaryota, Viridiplantae, Streptophyta, Magnoliopsida, Myrtales, Lythraceae. The record is from RefSeq and is a predicted model, not a curated record.
UUGGCCGGGCCCCCACCCUAUCAAGGUUGCUGGAGACCUCUUGGGCUUCCGAUAACCUUGCCUGAGAGCGGGCGGCCAACAGAAGGGAGCCCCCUCCCUCGAUUUGCUCCUCUUUUCUCUUUUCGAGGUGAGAGGGGAGCAUAUAGGCGGCGGGGGCUCCCUCCACCAACAAGACAAGGUCACCGGAGGCUCGAGACGACCUCGCAGAGGAGGAUAGCAAAUUGAUGGCGAGGGCUCUCCUCUGCCCACAGUCGUCCCUCAGGCGAGGUCGUUGGAGGCUCGAGUCGACGACCUCGCCUGAGGGAAAGACAGAACCACCCAACAGACAUCCCCGUUAGUUGAGACAAAGCAGCUUUCCAAAUUCAGCUUCAGAACAUCUCAUCCCGCACUUUCCGCAGCCGACAUUUCUAGUUCCGCCAUUAAAACUCACUCGACGAACAGAGAGACUUGGAAGAGCCAAAACCAGACUCCUCCAAUUCCCCUGGCCUCGCCGACUCCCGGAGUUGGCCGUUUAAACUCGCUCGUGCUUCGAGUUCCCUCUUGCAGCAGUAACGAUGAAGAUGAAUCGGGCACCGUUUCUGAGGUCUACAGUUAAUGCCACCGUUCUCGUACAAUGCGUUGUGUCGGUUUGUGCCAUUCUUGACCCGGUGGAUUUCCUCGCACUUCAGUCGAUCCAGAAGUCCCUCUGGGACGUGCCUGGCUCGAGCUUCUUUGCAUCGUGGGACUUCACCUCGGAUCCUUGUAACUUCGUGGGAGUCUACUGCGACGGGGAUCGGGUGGUUACCCUAAACCUUGGCGACCCGUGGGCAGGUACCCCAGGUUUGAUGGGCAGGAUAGACCCGGCCAUUGGCCAUCUCUCCUCCAUUGUCGAGCUCACGGUGGUCCCGGGCCGGGUCAUGGGGCCUCUCCCACUUUCCAUCUCGGAACUGAAGAACCUCCAGUUCCUCGGGCUUGGCGGGAAUUUCAUCUCCGGAGAGAUACCUGCAUCACUCGGGAUGCUUCAGAAUCUCCGGACACUAGAUCUCGGGUUCAACCAGCUGACUGGAUCGAUCCCAAGUUCGGUAGGGUCCCUCCCUCAGUUAACCAACCUCAUCUUAUCCCACAACAAGCUGUCCGGUCCCGUACCACCAUUCAUGUCACUAGUUCUAUCCCGGAUCGACUUGAAGCACAACUACCUCUGCGGUCCCCUCCGAGCCGGCUCCCUCCCUCCAUCACUGCACUACCUCUCAUUAUCAUGGAACUGGCUUAGUGGACCAGUCGAUGAGCUUCUAAACCGGCUCAACCGUCUGAACUCCCUGGACCUGAGCAUGAACCAAUUCACGGGCAAUAUCCCAGCCACGGUCUUCACCUUUCCGAUCACGAAUCUCCAGCUCCAGAGGAACUCAUUCACAGGCCCAGUCGAUCCAGCCAGCCCCGUCACAAUCCCGACCGUCGACCUCAGCUACAACCAGCUCUCAGGACCGAUCUCGCCCAUGCUCUCGACCGUAGAGAACCUCUACUUGAACAAUAACAGGUUCACAGGCCAGGUUCCAGGGAGCCUCGUGGACCGGCUCCUCGCAGGGGGGAUGCAGCUUCUGUACUUACAGCAUAACUAUCUUACGUCGCUCGAGAUCGAUCCGAGGGCUGAGAUCCCCCCGACCUCCUCAAUGUGCAUACAAUAUAAUUGCAUGGUCCCGCCAAUACGAGCGCCAUGCCCUCUCAAGGCCGGGAAGCAGCAGAAUCGGCCUCGGAAGCAGUGUAUAGAAUUGAGAGGGUAAGGUUGUGGAUUUUCAGGUUAUGUGGGGGCAUUACUGAGAUAGGGGUUGUUUGGUUUCAAGAAAUGAUUUUAGAAUCAUGAUUUUGAUUUUAACUCUACCCGCUAAACAACAAAAACACACAUUUCCCAAGUCAAAUUUAUAAUAUCAUCUCAUUUGUCUUUUUCCACAAUCAAAAUCAAAAUCAAAAUCAAAGUUAUUUUAACUCUGAAACCAAACGCCCAUGAUUCCCGAGUUUUACAUUUUUUUUUAUCUGUUCAUUUAUUAUUUUGGUAACAUUGAUUGGUUAAGGUAAAUGAUCAAAUAAGAAGAUUAAUGUUGUUCAUUGGAGAAAUUUUUCAAUGAACCUCUACCUCGU